CGGCUUCAUUGUUGACAAGACAAAGAACUCAUGAUGCAUUACCAAACCCUUAUCACCGUACUCUGUGUUUUGGGCGCUAGCUAUGCUGCAACCAUGGAGGAAGAAACUUCCCUCAACCGAAAAGCCAGGGACCAUGAAUAUUUAGUAGAAUGUGACAACCUUAGUUACUGGAAAGAUAUAACUCCAGGUCAUCAAUGUGGUGAAUGCAAAAUUCACGGAGAUCCUCAUGUUAGUACUUUUGAUCAGGUUAAAUUCAAAUUCAUUGGAGAGCCAGAGAGAUACCUAGCAACCCGUGUUUAUGGGUUUGAUACUCCAUGCGACCAGAUUAAAAUUGAAUUUGAGCUCGUACAGCACCAUAAUAAGAGAAGGCAUAUAUUCCAUAAAAUCUUCCUCAUAGACGGAACUGAGACUAUCACGCUUACUAGACGAAAUGACGGGACAAUAGAUACCACCAAUGUUCCUGGUGGUGACCAAAGUGGAUUAGAUGAGUUUAGCUACAUCUUUCCAAAUUGUCAGAAAAUCCAAAUGAAAUUCUGGGACAGAGCUUUAAGGCUGCAUAUAGCAGGGCACAGUGUCCUAAGAGGUCACAUGGAAGGAAUAUGUGGUAUUUAUAAUGGUGAACAAGACGAUGACAUGUAUGGUUCAGACGAUAUUAAGUAUGAAAAUCAACCAGACGAUUUUGCAGCGACAUGGAAAACCGACGGCUUACCAGGUCAUACGACCCAUCCAGAUAAGUAAGCGACGGUGACUAUCAACAAAUUAUCAAUUUAUCUUGGGUGUUAUAAGUUUCCUUCUCUUUACUGUUAAUAAUGCUCAUUUAAUACACAUAUCACGUUCAGAAGAAUUGUUUUGGACAUACCCUGGAUAAACUAUAGUAAUAUCCUGCAAACUAAUGUACAUUAGAAUUCACUGUGAAUUUAAGAUCAAAGCUCCUCAAUCUGUAAUAUUCUAAAUGCAUAGAAAUAAAAUAAUAAUGUU
This is a messenger RNA of Saccoglossus kowalevskii, 978 nucleotides long. RefSeq names its product BMP-binding endothelial regulator protein-like. The record is from RefSeq and is a predicted model, not a curated record. NCBI's taxonomy places the organism in Eukaryota, Metazoa, Hemichordata, Enteropneusta, Harrimaniidae.